GCGUCUCAGGUACCCAUCAUAUACCAUAUAUGUGGUAUCUACCAGUAUAAUAUGAAUUCAGUAUUAUAUUUAUAAUGCAUUUGGAUCUCGAUGUCCCCGUACAUGUAGUGUAUCGGUAGCGCGUAUGUGCGUGCGUGAACACGUGUAUUUGUGUGUAUGCAUGUUUGUGUGUGUAUGUGUAUUUUAGAGUUGUAAACAUUCUGAGGUUAGCCAGCGCAGGACAGGUUUUAUUUCAACCCUUGGUGCACUGCAGCGAUCACUCGUGUUCACAUCGCGUUUAGAAAGUAUCUACGUUUGUAUCAUCGUUCCUUCUAAACCGUUGUAUAGACGUUCAUUCCACCAUUGUAACCUAUCGGUUGUUAAUUUAUUCUCGUGCGACAAAUUUUCGGCUUCGGUUGAACAUAACAUACUUUUGCCAACGCGGCGCAUACCUACGUUCAUUGAUAGUCGAUGUAGUACUGUCUGCCAACGUACUCGUUUUUUCAGAGCAUUCAGUUAUUGAUUUGCUGAAUACCUACUGUGAUGAUAAUUGGUCAUCAUGUUUCUGAUUGUAAUAACUGUGCUGUUGAUUAUCACCAUAGCCCUGUUUGCUGUGUCCAAAAACUAUGUGGUGGAAAAACAGAAACAAGAAACUAACUUAGACUUUCAGAAACUUCAAAGAAACUAUUUGAUCGUGUACUGCUUGGCAUGUUUUUCUGAUUGGCUCCAAGGACCAUACGUGUAUAGUCUAUAUAAACAAUAUGGGUAUAAUGAAGGGGAGAUUGCUAUUCUCUUUAUUACUGGUACAAUAUCUAACAGUUUAUUUGGCACUAUUACAGGUGCAUUAGCAGAUAUCUAUGGUCGUAAAAUAUUGUGUAUAUCCUAUGGCAUAUUAUAUUCAGGAUGUUGUUUAACAAAAUUAUUUGGAAACUAUCAUCUGUUGCUUGUUGGAAGAAUAUUAGGUGGUAUUAGUACAUCAAUUUUGUAUUCGGCAUAUGACUCAUGGUACAUCAAUGAGCAUAUUAACUAUUACAAGUUACCCAACGAAUGGUUGAGCAAUACUUUUGCAAAAGCAACUUUUUUUAAUGCAACACUUGCUAUAUUUGCUGGAAUAUUGUCAUACUUUCUAGUCAGUGUAUUAGAAUUUGGACCGGUUGCACCUUUUAUAACAGCCAUUCCAUUUCUUAUAAUUACCAGCUCAUAUGUUAUGAUCCUGAAUGAACACUAUGUUAAUAAUUCAAAAUCUGCUUCAACUUCUGUUAAAACAGCUGUUAUGUUAUGGAUAACCAAUAAAAACAUCUUUACUCUCAGUGUCGUUCAGUCAUUGUAUGAAGGUGUUAUGUACUUAUUUAUAUUUAUUUGGACCCCUGCAUUAGAUAUUCUAACACCACCAUUAGGGUUGGUAUUUUCAAGUUUUAUGUUAGCUUUGAUGAUAGGUUCAAAAUUAUAUUCUAUAUUAUUGGAAAAUAAUUCUUUAGAUUCAAAAAAACUAUUACACUUAUCUACAUUUUUAGCCAGUUUUUCCUUUUUAAUAUGUUCAUUAGCAAUAUCUGACAUAUUUAAUAGUUACAUACCAUAUACAAUAAUGACAUGUUAUAUUUUUUUCAUUUUAUAUGAAGUUUCCAUUGGUAUAUAUUUACCAUCCAUGACUUAUUUAAAAAGUCAGGUGAUACCAGAGAAGAUAAGAGUUACCAUUUCCAAUGUUAUUAAAAUACCAAGCAAUAUUUUUAUUUGUUUAGCACUUUUAUGGAUACGUUUUAAUCAAGAGAAUGAAAAGACUAAUGAAAAUAUAAUUUUCUCUAUAUUUAUAGUAUGUUUCAUUGCUACAUCUAUAACAUUAUUAUUUUCUAAAAUAUUUUCUAAACUCUACAGCGAAACUAUAAUUAAGAGUUAUGAAAGUGAAAUUUAAAAAGCUACACUAAGCUUAUAAUUUAAUUUUGAGUUUAAUUAUUGUGUCAUUUUAAUUAAUAUUAUUUUUUUAUUAUUGAAAUUAAAUUUAUAUCAUGUAAUUAAUUUAAUUUAUGAUGUAAAUUUUAAUAUAAUAUUAUAAGUAAGGUGACAUUUAGAUCCGAAGAUCAAAAUAUCCUCAACAAAUCAGAUUGUCCCCCAAGAACAUUUUGAUCCAUGGGGUUCAUUUCUCCGUUUUUUAAAAAAAUUAAUUUUCUGAUCACAUACAUUCAUUUUAAAAGGAUAAAAUUGUUUUAGCAGUUUUUUCUUUUUUGUAUCUACUCUGUGAAUUUUUUUAGAAAAGCAUUUCAUUCGCUGUCAUUUGCCAGACAAGACUCUUAACAACAUUUAGUAUAGUUUCAUAUUUCAACAUAAAUACUAAACCAAACUUUGUCGACGUGUUAAAAGAAAGCUUACUUAAGUUUAGAUUUAUGAAUAUCAUAUUUUCAUUCUGUAUUGAGUAUUUAGUAGAUAACUAGUAUAAUUAAGUGUUUUAUUAAAAUUGACAAUCUAAGAUCAAUUAUUAGCAAAAAAUUUGCAUUUAUCGUUCAAAGACUGAGUUAUAAAAUUA
Messenger RNA from Sipha flava (yellow sugarcane aphid), 2497 nucleotides. Its product is annotated as molybdate-anion transporter-like. The transcript is spliced from 2 exons. The coding region runs from base 539 to 1888 and encodes 449 amino acids. Gene Ontology annotation, biological process: molybdate ion transport. Gene Ontology annotation, molecular function: molybdate ion transmembrane transporter activity. The record is from RefSeq and is a predicted model, not a curated record. NCBI's taxonomy places the organism in Eukaryota, Metazoa, Arthropoda, Insecta, Hemiptera, Aphididae. Gene Ontology annotation, cellular component: membrane.